Messenger RNA from Trichomonas vaginalis G3, 297 nucleotides. RefSeq lists its product as uncharacterized. Lineage: Eukaryota; Parabasalia; Trichomonadida; Trichomonadidae. The record is from RefSeq and is a predicted model, not a curated record. The transcript has a single exon. The coding region runs from base 1 to 297 and encodes 98 amino acids.
AUGAAAGUUAAUUAUUCUGCUCGCAUUGCCUCUAAGCAAAUGCUCAACGAUCUUAUAGACUCAAACUUAAGAUCAACUGAAGUUCUUACUUCAGCCAUCGGGGAAUUUUGCACAUUCUAUCCCGAAGCACAAAAUGCUCUUGACAUUCUUCUCUCCAUCUGUUCCUAUACAGAAGGCGGAAAUGAAAACGCAUCUCAGCUUCCUCAGAACUUCUCAAUAGAAUCCUUCGCAAAUAUCAAUGGAUCUUUCUUCACUGAGAAGUUUGCCAAAAUUAAUCAAAAAAUUUUUAUGAACUAA